UGUAUGCAUGAGUUAUACUGUAUAUGACAUCAAUAACGUUGGUCUCCAAACAACACUAACAAUACAGUGUUGACCCGUUUUUUUUUGUGUGACCACCCGAUUGAUUGAYUGGUAUAGCCACUGGUCAACUGGUGUUUAGCCGAAGCCACACACAAAUGGACAGCCAAUUGCAACGGGACGGCCGUCUAUUGCAAUUAGUGGACAAACAAUGGCGAGAAGAUAUGAAACARUUGCCAUCGGAAGACAUUGCCGUACCGGUCAUGCAAUUACCCGAUCCCGAACCGGAUAAYGGYAAUCCAAAUGAGACAUUAAAAGAUCUGGAGCUYAAGUGGACAGAUCUGGCACUGAAUCGUAUUACUAGUCGUGACAAYAAUAAUAAUAAUAGUCACGCGAACGGCAAUUGAUUGACAACAACAACAGCACGUGUUUUGUCGUCAUUUGUUUUGUAAAAUAUAUUGCGUUUUGAAUAAAGACAUUAAAAGACAUUUAUCUGUGUCCUCAAAAAAAAAUGUUGUUWUACCGAUCGUUGUGUCGCCGAUUAAG
Messenger RNA from Oppia nitens, 543 nucleotides. RefSeq names its product anaphase-promoting complex subunit 13-like. The transcript has a single exon. Bases 156 to 404 code for a protein of 82 amino acids. Gene Ontology annotation, biological process: protein K11-linked ubiquitination. The record is from RefSeq and is a predicted model, not a curated record. Lineage: Eukaryota; Metazoa; Arthropoda; Arachnida; Sarcoptiformes; Oppiidae. Gene Ontology annotation, cellular component: anaphase-promoting complex.